AAUAGUCUAUGCUGUAUUUUAUCUGUAGGUUAUGUAUUUGCUCUCUCUCUUUGAAGUUUGAUUUGAUCUUUCUCUUUGGUCUUUGCCACUUUUGUGAAUUCGUGGCUUUAAAUUUUUUAAAUCUUUUUGAUUUGAAAUAUUGCCAAAACUUUGAAAAAAUGUCUGCCCUUGCAUAUGAAAAGGUUUGGCUCGAAAAAACUAUCUACACUGAUGCUGAACGCAAUUACUAUGAAUCGCUAUCAAAGGGUAACCAGGCUCCAGCAGCUGUUACAGGAUCAAUAUUAGCUAGUGAAGUAGCUAAAGCAAGACAACAUAUUAAAAACUCUUUGGAAUGUAUGGACAGUGUAGCUGCUCUAGCUGGAGUUCCAAACACUGAAAUCAGUAACAAAGUUAACCAAUUAGAAAAUGAAAAUUCUGAACUGAAAAAGGCUAUUGAUGAUCUCCGCAAACUGGUUAUUAGCCUGCAAGUGAGAGUUGAAUCUUUGGAAACUGCGGGCUCAAGCAGUUCAAGACCCAAGUCAAUCCCAGAAACAAAAGCUGAAGAUUCUGAUGAUGGAGUUGAUUUGUUUGGAUCAGAUGAUGAAGAGGAAAGUGCAGAGGCAGCUAAGUUAAGAGAAGAAAGGCUUGAAGCAUACAAUGCUAAAAAGGCCAAAAAACCAGUUCUUAUCGCUAAAUCUAAUAUUAUAUUGGAUGUAAAGCCGUGGGAUGAUGAAACAGAUAUGAAAGCAAUGGAAGAUGCUGUAAGAAAAAUUACAAAUGAUGGUUUACUUUGGGGUGCAGCAAAACUUGUGCCUCUAGCAUUUGGAAUCAAAAAACUGCAAAUAUCUUGCGUUGUUGAAGAUGACAAAGUAUCAGUUGAUUGGCUUACUGAAGAAAUUGAAAAGUUGGAAGACCUGGUACAAAGUGUUGAUAUAGCUGCAUUCAAUAAGGUGUAACAAACAAUACAACUUUUGGUUUUAUUAAAUUCUAUAGCUCAUAA
Messenger RNA from Bicyclus anynana (squinting bush brown), 979 nucleotides. RefSeq names its product probable elongation factor 1-delta (gene eEF1delta). Gene Ontology annotation, molecular function: translation elongation factor activity; guanyl-nucleotide exchange factor activity. Gene Ontology annotation, biological process: translational elongation. Lineage: Eukaryota; Metazoa; Arthropoda; Insecta; Lepidoptera; Nymphalidae. The transcript has 7 exons. Bases 9 to 935 code for a protein of 308 amino acids. The record is from RefSeq and is a predicted model, not a curated record. Gene Ontology annotation, cellular component: cytosol; eukaryotic translation elongation factor 1 complex.